AUGUCGACGGGGCUCGCAGCAGCAGCAGCAGUGGCCCUAUCACUCGCGUCCUCCCUCCCGCUCGCAAGGGGCGCCUCGACAGCGUGCGGGGCCGACUCGAAAUGCCCAAAGGACAGCCCCUGCUGCUCGGCCGAGGGAACCUGCGGUCGAGGAUCGAUGCAGUGUGCAGGCGGAUGUCAGCCCCUGUUCAGCUACAGCCCUUCGUCGUGCCUUCCCAACCCCGUCUGCCAGUCGCAGUCGAUGGCCAUCAAGUCGAGCGACUACAACAACACUGACCUCUUUACGCCAAUCCUGGACUACAAUGGCGACCCGACCCUUUCGCCCUUCACGCUCGACUCGGGCUCCCUCGGCGCCGGCCCGGAAGGCGUGCUGCUGGAGAUGACCAUCGAGCGGCAGGCCAAGAUCUCGACGACGCGCUACUUUCUCUACGGCACCGUCACCGCCACGCUGCGGCACCAGGCGCGCCAGGGCCUGGUGGCGACCAUGAUCACCAUGUCCGACAUCAAAGACGAGAUCGACUGGGAGUUUACCACGGCCAACUCGGGCGAGACGCUGACCAACUACUUCAAGAUGGGCAACGCCGUCACCACCCAGGGCGCCACCAUCUACCCGGACGGCGGCUUCGACGUGGCCGACUGGCACGAGUACGGCCUCGACUGGCAGGAGGAUCGGCUGCGGUGGACCAUCGACGGCCAGACGGUGCGCACCGUCACGAGGCAGCAGGCCGGGGACGCCUACCCCCGCUCGCCCUCGCGCGUGCAGUUCAGCAUCUGGGCAGGCGGAAACAGCACAAACGCGCCCGGCACGAUCGACUGGGCGGGCGGGCCGAUCUCCUACGACACGGACGAAUACAGAAAGAACGGCGUCUACUCGCAGGAGAUCAAGAGCUUCUCCAUCAGCUGCAACCCGUCCACCAACGGCGGAUCCACCAACGCCACCUCUUGGGUCUACACGGGCUCGCAGUCGGACUCGACCAACGAGCCCGAGUACACCAUCAGCACAUCGCCGAUCAAGCCCCUCUCGGAGCCGUCGCGCGACGGAUAUGCAGGCUAUCCCGGCUACGACAGCAAGCCCUCUGCGGGCACCGGGCCAGGCACGAACCGGUGGGACGGCUCCGGCACGACGUCCAAGGCCAAGCCGGGCUCGUCGGACUCGUCGGGCGACGACGGCGUGACGACGCAGAACGCGCUCAAGUACGGCCUCCCCAUCGCGGGCGCGCUGGUGGCGCUCAUCGCCGUGUGGGCCCUCGUCACGGUCGUGUAUCGACGGCGACACAAGGACAAGCUCUACGCCUCGGGCGUCACGGGCAUCGCUGGCGGGCCGGGCAUGGUCGACAAGCUGGCCUCGUCGCGCGGCCGCGCCGCCAGCGCCACGGGCCUGUUUGCCGUCACGUCUGCCACCGGCGCGGGGGUGGGCAGAAAGGGGAGCAAGUACAUCCCGCUCCAGGACGUGGCGGAUGCGGGGCUGCCCGAUGGCACCACGAGGAUCGGGACGGGCAUCGCACCGGCCUCUGGACCGACGCCGGCGAGGUCGCUCAUGUACCGCGGCUACUCGGACGAUGGUUCGUCCAAGAUGGAAGCAGGGGGAGGGUACGAGGAUGCGGCGUGGAAGAGCACGGAUUCGUUCCAGGAUGAUGCGGUGCGAGGGGCGUACGGCGCAUGGCCAGACAGGCCCGCGCCCUAUCAGCAGCAGCAGCAGCAGCCAACGGCGCCCCACCAGUACACGCCGCCACGGUAUUACAACCAGGCGCCAGCUGCUGCACCACCACCACCGCCGCCACAGCAGCAGCAGCAGCAGCAACGUGGAUGGACUCCGGCGGCAGCACAGCAGCGGGGGCCGUACACGUCGACCUCGCCGCAGCCCAGGCACUACGACACGCCCAACGUGGGCUACUAUGCCACGCCGCAGAUCCAGCAGAGGGCACAGUAUCACGGCCAACCGACCUACCACCACCACCACCACCCUGCCCCGCAACAGCCCUACCCGGGGUACCCCUGA
Messenger RNA from Pseudozyma flocculosa PF-1, 1998 nucleotides. RefSeq lists its product as uncharacterized. The record is from RefSeq and is a predicted model, not a curated record. The transcript is spliced from 4 exons. The coding region runs from base 1 to 1998 and encodes 665 amino acids. Gene Ontology annotation, cellular component: fungal-type cell wall. NCBI's taxonomy places the organism in Eukaryota, Fungi, Basidiomycota, Ustilaginomycetes, Ustilaginales, Ustilaginaceae. Gene Ontology annotation, molecular function: hydrolase activity, hydrolyzing O-glycosyl compounds; glycosyltransferase activity. Gene Ontology annotation, biological process: carbohydrate metabolic process; fungal-type cell wall organization.